This is a messenger RNA of Leptidea sinapis, 4443 nucleotides long. RefSeq names its product longitudinals lacking protein, isoforms H/M/V-like. The record is from RefSeq and is a predicted model, not a curated record. Gene Ontology annotation, biological process: regulation of transcription by RNA polymerase II. Lineage: Eukaryota; Metazoa; Arthropoda; Insecta; Lepidoptera; Pieridae. The transcript is spliced from 6 exons. Gene Ontology annotation, molecular function: protein binding. The coding region runs from base 164 to 1516 and encodes 450 amino acids. Gene Ontology annotation, cellular component: nucleus.
AAAAGAAGUUCGUGUCAUUGGAGGUCAUGCACUUUAUUUUCAAAUACAAUUUGCGCUUUUAAAUCUAAGGAUUCCUUGUUUCCUCUGUCAAACUAAUGUUAUUAAUGCUUAAUUUACCAGAUAUUACGGCGAUUGAAACGUUUUUCAGUAUCAAAACAUAGCAAUGGCAGAUCAGUUCUGCUUACGUUGGAAUAAUUUUCAAUCAAAUAUUGUGAGUGCAUUGGAUUCAUUGAAGUGUUCCGGAGAUCUGGUUGAUGUAACACUCACUUGCGAAGGUAAAAGUAUCAAGGCGCAUAAAGUGAUUCUGUCAGCAUGCAGCCCGUACUUUAGGAAUGUGUUCAAGGAGAAUCCUUGUCAGCACCCAGUCAUAAUAUUGAAAGAUGUGUCGGCGGAUGACAUUUCCAGUUUAUUGUCAUACAUGUAUCAAGGAGAGGUGUUUAUUGAAGAAAGUAAACUGUCAUCAUUUUUGCACACUGCAGCAUUGCUUCAGAUCAAAGGCUUAACUGGUGUCACACAGCAGAAUGAAUGUUUUAGUAUGGCAAGUCCAAAUAAUAAAUUGUAUACUCAAUUAACAAUUUAUUCAAAGGCGCACGGUGGCGUGGGGCAUAAAGAAACUAAAAUACCUGCUCUUAAAAAGAGAAGAAGUAGUACAUCAGAUAAACCUAAUGAUGUUGCACCUGACACAUCUAAGAAAAGUAAAGUUGAGACAUGUGAGACAUAUAAUAAGAAUAACUGCCAGCAAAUUAAAUCGGACAAUGCACUAAGCACAGAAAAUAAUGUUGAGAGGAAGAAGGAAUGCAGAAAUGAGAGUUCUAACAAUGAUGUUGCUGGUAUUGCAAAUGGAAAAAAUUCACAGGUAAUUGAAGAUGUUGCUGUUGUUGUUAAAAAAGAGUGGACUGAAGAAAACAGUUCACCCAAUCCUGCUUCAGGAGUCUCUGAUACUGAGAGUCUUCCAGAUUAUGAAAAUAGUAUGCUGGCUCGUUCUCUUCUGUCAGGCAUAAACCCUUCAAAAAGUGACACAUGUGCCAAAAAAACAGUGGACAUACACAUGUCCAGUAGAUGUAAAGAUUUAAAUGCUGAGGUCUCCAAAAGUCCAUUGAAAAAUAUAAUGGUUGAAGAAUCAAUGGUUAAAUCAGAAAAACCUUCACCUAAAUCAGAUGUUGAGUAUGAACCAGAAGUGUUAUUAUCGGAACAGCAAGAUGGUACUGAUUCAGAAAGCAAUUAUACACCAGAGUCUCAGGCUCUUUUGAUGCUGGCCGGAAUGUCCAGUGUACCAGUUAAUUCAGGUGCAUCUACUUCACAAUCAGUUUCACACCAAUCAAAUCAUGCUGCAAUCUGUGGCGAUUGUCCUCAUUGUGGAAUGAAAUAUUCCAAUCAGUCUGCUCUCAAGUACCAUGUAAGAUUAAUGCACUCAGAUCUCACUAACAGGCUAUGUUGCUAUUUGUGUCCGAGAUCAUUUACCAUGAGAGAGACCUUUAAAGAACACAUGUGGAACAGUCAUGGACAAAGAAACUAGCGAAUAUCUAAGAUAUCGCGAAAAUUGUGCCUUUUAUUAGUUCCUUCCAUCUUCAGUUAUAUAUUUCUAUAGAAUUGAUGUAAUGAAAAAAAAGUGUGUAAGGUUAUAUUAACACGCAAGUUAUACUUCUUUGGCGAAAUAAAAUAAAAAUCCUUAAAAAAAAUCCUAAAAUAUUUAUUGUGAUGUUAUUACAUCGUGAUGAUGCUAUAGAAAUAUAUAAUUGAGGCUUGCCAAUUUAAAACAAUGUAAGGCUUAUUUUUGUGCCUUGAAAGUUGUAUACAACAUUUUGAGAAUAUUUAUUGUAAAUUAUAAGUUAUACAAACUAUUGAAGCUAAGAAAAAGCUGAAUGUGAGAUCUCUAUAAAAACAGUAUAGUUUAAUGUGUCUUAGUUAUAGAAUGAUAUUAGAAUCAUUGGUGUGUUGGAAAUGUAUACUUCCACAUCUUCAAGGCUGAUAUACAGUGUCUAUUUAUAUGAUAAUAUUAAUGUUGUCAUUUUUUUAUUCAUUGUGAGUCAAAUCAUUGGCUGACAUCUAUAGAGCCUACUUAGACUUUGCUCAGACUUUACUUAUGUACAACUUAGCUGAGUGUGAUAAAACACCAACUUAACUUUUGCAUUGGGCUGUCUUAGCCUAAGCUCAGCAUGAUUUCCGCUAUCAAAUGACUAUAAAAACGAUAUUAAAGAUUAUGCUAAGCUUACACUUAGCAAAGUUUUAUGUAAGUAAAAACUGAGCAGUCUAAGUACACUAUUGAUAUCAGCCGUAGUGUCUCUGUUGUCAAUGGCACUCAUGAUGAGGUGGUCUCAUGAUGUGUUCAUUGUAUCUCUUACUCCCAUUAAAGAUGUCAUUGGAGAGAUUUUGGACACUAGUUUGGAAUCAUGUAUAUUACGACAUUAGAGAUGGUUGUUAGCUAUUGUAAAAAGAUUCGCUCUGAUCUUAAUUUUAGUAAUUCAUUUGAUAGAUAUUCAUAUACAUUUAUGUAGUUUUAAAUACUUUGGUAGUACAAACAUUAGUGCCUUGUUUGAUAUUUAUAUGACUGUCAUACAGACAUGACAAGAGAGGUUAUAAAUUUUGAGAAUGUUUAGAAUAUGUUGAUUUGAUAUUGAGCUUUCAACUUAAAGCAAUUUAGUUAAUAGGCUGACAAUAAUCUGAGUAGAUGAAUAAUAAAAGGAAUUUGGUAAAAUUAUUUAUUCAUUAUAAUAAACAUUAUUACAAUAAUGAAUAUAAUUUUAUAUAAAAAUGCCAUCAAGUUGGUUGAAACUAGGAGAUCACUUAACUUGCUGGCAACAGAUGAUAACUGAAAAUGUCUACAUUGAUAUAUUAUUAUUUAAACUAAUGUGUGACAUACAUAAUUGUUCUUCUUCUUCUCAUAAAGUUAAAAUUAUAUAUUUUCACCUUUACAGAAAGUGCCUUCUUAUUAAUGUGACAACUAGGUGUGUUGUGUAGUUCGGUGGAUGGAAAUAGUUUUUCCAAUUGUAAAAUUUAUAUUUGCUACAUUAUUAUAAUUUUUUAGUACUUUCUUUAUGGGUGUAGGUAUAAAGUACUGUGUAUCAAUUGGGACAGUGUGUUGCCCUCACUCAGGUGUAUUAAGACCCUCGGUUCCGCCUUAUAUCUGUUAACUGCACCCUCAUACUAAUAAUUAUUAUUCUAAGUUAUUUGAACAACAUACUAUUCCUGUAUUAAAUUCUACAAAUCGGGUGAUUUCGGUGCUUCAUAAAUGUUAUAAGUGGUAAAUACAUAAUGUUAUUUACUAAACAGAGAUUAUAAAGUACAAUAUUUGGUUUUCAGUAUUAAAUUGCGUGUGUUUUCAGAAAUGUUCAUUAUUGUUGUAUUUAUGUUAGAUUAUAGAACCGAGUAUUUGCGUUUGGCAAUAAUUGUUGUUGGUGUAUGUAGGUGGGUGUUGCCAUCACUAAAUAUUUAUAAAGUUUGUUAUUUGUAUUACUUUUUCAUAAGGUAUUAACCAUGAUAUUAUCUGUUUCGAUUGUUAAUAUGCUUAAAUAAUCUCACCGUAGUCUGGAUAAUUAAGUUCUGACACUGGCAUGUCUCAUAUGCAAUAGAGUGCUCAGUAUUAUUGGGACAAUGUCACCAGCAAAUUUGCCACUAAGUUAUGUGGUCCAAAUAAGACCUUAUGCAUAGACUACAAGUAAUAGUUUUCUUUUUUAUUAGCAAACAGGAGUUUCGCUUUUUGUUAAUAUAUCAUAUUUAUUUCCUUUCAUUUUUUUAUUUUUAGUUUUAAUUAAUGUUAGUAUUACACUUUUCAGAAGUAUUUGAUUUAGAUGUCAUUCUUCUUUACUAACACAAUGAAUACCUUCUGAUUCUCAUAAUAAUUCAAACUCUAUGAUUUGUGCAUUAUUUAAAGAGGUGUGUGCCAAAAUUUUUUCAGACGGCUAUUUUAUAUUAUCUUCUAAGUCUCGGUUUACCGAUAAGUUAUUAUGUUUCUUAUUUUUAGUUGAGUAUUUUAAAUAUUCUUCAUUUUAAAUAUAAGUUUUUUUUUAAUUUAGUUCAGGUGCCUUUAAGAUAUCAUAGGUAUAAGUUUAGUUUUUAAGGUCUGUUACCAUUCUAUAUCAAAACUGUUUGAAACAUAUCUCAAAUUGUUUUAUCUGAAAUAUACUUUUUAUGUGUGAUUAUGUCAGUUUGAAGAUUUAUAUUUUUAGUGUAGUAAUAAGAUUUUUUAAAUUGUUGUGUAUGAUUGUUAUGUGAAAUUAAUAUAUUUUAUUUUGUGAGAGGAAUGCCAUUAGUGAAAUACCUACAUUUACUUAUAUAUAAUAUAAUUGUAUGAUGUAAGAAAAAUAUUUUUAAAAUACCUUUUUAGGUAUAUAUAAAUUAUUAUAAUAGUGUUUAAGAAAAUUGUAGAAAGGUUUUAUUUAGGUUUAUACAAGAUUUAUAUUUUACACUUUAAAUUAUGUUAUAAAUAAAAUAUUGUGCUUUGAA